Molecule: messenger RNA, 2802 nt
Organism: Penicillium cosmopolitanum
Lineage: Eukaryota; Fungi; Ascomycota; Eurotiomycetes; Eurotiales; Aspergillaceae
Product: DUF3433 domain-containing protein
Exons: 1
Coding region: 1-2802 (933 amino acids)
Source: RefSeq, a predicted model, not a curated record
AUGAUUGAAAACAACACAGCCUACCCUUCCACAUUCUGGUCACAUAAGUACGAACUUGUCCUCGACAGGUCAGUUCAAAUGUUCUGCAAGCCCCGCUUUUCCUCUGUCAACAUGGAAGCCACGUCCAAUAUAAGCGAGUCGGAAACUGCGCCAAGCCUCAAGAGAAUUGGAAUAGAAAAGCCGGAUAUUGCGAAUAUCACUGCCUGGGAUAUAGCCGAUCAAGUGGUGCAAGGGUCUGCGGAUGGGAAUGCAGCUAAUCGACCCAUUGCUGCACACUCUGCAUUUUCGGGCAAUGUCUGGGUGCCCUCGGAGGUUUCUGAUGGUUCUACGGGGCCGUCAGAAGUACCUAUUCAGUUCACAAUCCAGCUUGGCGCAUGGAUUGCGGGAAAAACCGGAUAUGUGGGGAAGCUAUUACAGGAUGGCAUGCUUGAGGAAGUGGUCUCGGCUUUUUAUCGCUCAAUGGCUGCUCAGGUCAUACAAGGCGGGCUCACGAAGCAAAAAGUCACACAGACCAAUGGUUCUAUUAUCGUCGAGGAUAAUCGUGUGUUGGUGAUGCAGUCACCACUGCGGGUACUUGAAAUUUGUUUGGGGAUAUCUGCUCUGAUAGCAGCUGCUAUGGUUCUGCUCAGGCCGAAUGAUGGAAAAUUUUCUCAAAACCCGAGCAACAUAUCAACUAUUGCCAACAUCAUGAGUAAUAGUCAGGUACUCCGACGGUCUCUCCGCGGGACCGGUGCCUCGGCCCUCGAUGUCUUCGUGGAGAGGAUCAAUGGAAAUAAGUACUUUUUGCAGAAUCAUCGACAAGGUGCCUCGAUUGAAGCUGAUACGGACAAAUCAUACUUUGAUUCUCGCAGUCGAUGUGUCAAUCAGUCUUCGGAUGAAAAUUGCACCCAUCAACCCAAUUUGUUUUGGAAGCCAUUUCCGAGCCUCUGGUCUCGAAUACCUAUCUUCUGCGUGAUAACAGGGGUUAUUAUAGCCCUAGAGACUCUUUUACAUGUUUCUCAAAAGAACAAUGGAUUGGGCCAGGCUUCCAAUGAUGAUAAGAUGCAUUAUCUUUGGACAACUGUCCCUUCCUUGGUGAUGAUGUUGAUAGGUCUCUUAAUCGGAAGUCUGGACUCUAAUAUAAGGAUUCUUGCACCAUAUGCCAAUUUACAGAAAGCUCAAGGUAUCAAUUUUGAGACUCUGGCGACAAACUUUCUUGACGCCUUGCGUAUAACGAAUCUCGCUCAGUCGGCUCGAACGGGAGAUUUCGCAGUUUUGUCAGGAACAUUGGCAGCCUUGAUUGCUUCAUUUCUUACGAUCGUGACCAGUGGUCUUUUCUCGACGGUCGAAGUACCGCAGAUCAUCAAUUUGAACUUUACGCAAGAUACCCUCUUCAAACCGUUUAGUGUUUCUGAUCUCCUGGCAGAUUCACCUACCUUCAUUACUGCGGACUAUAUUCUCAAUGAAAAUCUCAGCUAUCCCAGAUGGACCCACGAAGAACUGGUCUUUCCCGAGUUUUCCCUUCCUGAAUAUUCAGAUUGGAGCACGGAUGAAGAUUUGUAUGCGGAUGUCCGCAUCCCGGCCAUCAGGGGCUCUUCGGAUUGUACUUUUGCAACCGGAAAAGCGCUGAACUUCUCCACGAAAAGCUUGAAAGGAGAGUUCCCGAUAUUUUCUACAUAUGGCUCUCAGGGCUUAAGCGACGGCUCCGGUGGGCCAUGGCAGAGCUUGUUUAGAGUCAACUUUUAUCCACCUCUACAAAACUGCACUGUUCCCGGCGCGAAUGGAACAUUUCUCUCUGAAUAUUAUCCUUAUGAAGAACAGCUUGGCUUCCCUGAUGACGGUUAUUUUGGACAGACGUUUCCAAUAUUUUGUUUUGGAACCGGCGAGGCUGCCCAAUCGCGCUUAACGAUGUACGUGUGGGGGUAUUUUGAAAAUUUGACUGUGCGACAUAUCAGUUCAAUGACUUGUUCUGGUAAGAUCGAAUCUGUCGAUGCCGUUACUCGAUUCCAGAUCCCCAGCUUCGAUAUACCCUCCGAUCACCCUCCGACCCCGGAUGAGUCUUCUGUCAAACCCCUUCCCCUAUUCAACGGAGUUUUCGAUAUUUACAAGUUGGACGCACUGAGUAAUUACAGUCCUACUGAUUGGGGUAUGGUCACAAAAGAAGAUAUUAGAAUCGAUACUUUCUUCAACUCAUUGCUGAAUGGACGCUACAAAAUCCCGAGGGAGCUUCUCCGCAGCUCUCAACAUGAUGCGAAGGUUCAAGAGGCAAUCAAGCGUCAAGACAGCAUCGUGAGGGCACAGCUGCUCAGAAAGUACACUCGUCUGGCUGCAAAUGGGACAUUGGACGACAAACCCAUUUCUGGCAACUUGACCGUGCCGAAAAAUCUCCGCGUUCUGCAAGAUAAAGCCUCAACCCGAGUACUUGAAGCCAUGCUAGGACUGGUGCUCAUCUUUGGCAUUCUAGGAUCGGUGCUCAUGAAUACAGACCAUGUCUUGCCGAAGAAUCCAAUGUGUAUUGCGGCAGUUGGGAGUUUGUUGGCGGACUCAAACUUUUUGCAUCUUUGUCGCUUUACGGAGCAAAAUCCAAACCAUGGACUGCUUCGUGGCUGCCGAGUGCAUCUUGGUUGGUUGGGUGACGAAUCUUCGUCACAAAGCUCGUCGGACCUAGAUGACUCGAAGGAAGGUCGCUAUUUUACGAUAUACAUGAAGACAGAGAAGUCAGAGAAGACAGAGAAGGCUGGGGAGGAUUCUCGAAUUGGCGAAACGCGGAGCAAUUCCUUGCAGCGAGAUAGGGCGAGUUCAGGGGCAGGUGAAUGGAUCUAG